Messenger RNA from Brassica oleracea var. oleracea, 999 nucleotides. RefSeq lists its product as uncharacterized. The coding region runs from base 235 to 909 and encodes 224 amino acids. Gene Ontology annotation, biological process: endomembrane system organization. The record is from RefSeq and is a predicted model, not a curated record. The transcript has a single exon. Lineage: Eukaryota; Viridiplantae; Streptophyta; Magnoliopsida; Brassicales; Brassicaceae.
UUGAAACAAAAAUACCUCUCUUAAACAAAGAUUAAGGGUGUUUCAAGAACAUCCUUCACUUGAAGUAAACAAAGACUUGGGUUUGGUCUCAAAGGUUACUUGCAAGGCAUAAUUAAAAAGCGUAAAGAAGCUUUUCUCUCACCUCUCUUAUAUAGCCUUUACGUACUUGAAUCUCAUCAUUAAUCUUUCUUCCAUCAGAAAAGAUUUCCCCAAAAUCAGAGAAAAGCAUAGAGGAUGAACAAAGGAAAAAGCUUCAAAGAUAUGGAGAUCAAUGUUGUUGAUGAAGAUCAUCAAGGAAGUGCUCAAGAAGAGAUCGAGAAGCCACUUCUAGAAGAAGACAAAGACUUCCCCGAUAUAGAAAGAACAACAUGGAUACAAAAGGCAAUAGGUCAAACGUUUCAAACCACAGCUCAUUUAGCUAAUCUCUUACCAACAGGAACGGUUCUAGCGUUUCAACUCUUAUCUCCAAUUUUCUCAAACGGCGGUCAAUGCGAUUUGGUUAGCGAGAUCAUGACAUCGGUUCUGGUGGCAAUAUGUGGAUUCUCUUGUUUCAUACUUAGCUUCACGGAUUCUUACAAAGACAAGAACGGUACUAUAUGCUACGGGUUUGCAACAGUCCACGGGUUUUGGAUCAUUGAUGGAUCGGCAACGCUUCCCCAAGAGUUAUCUAAGAAAUAUAAACUAAGGUUUAUAGAUUUUGCGCAUGCUUUCAUGUCGUUAUUGGUGUUUGGUGCGGUGGUUUUAUUCGAUCGGAAUACGGUGAAUUGCUUUUUUCCGGCACCGUCAGCUGAAGCGUUGGAGGUUCUCACGGCGUUGCCGGUAGGCGUGGGGGUGUUUUGUAGUAUGUUGUUUGCAUCAUUUCCCACAACACGCAAUGGUAUUGGUUUUCCAGUUCCUGGUAACAAAUGAUUUUAAUAUAUUUUUAUUUAUUUGUAAUUUAUUCUCUAUGCUUUAACUUGUUUGAUCAAGAUUCUUUCUUUUGAUGUUCACUUUGAAAAG